ACCGGGAAGAAGAAGACAACCGGAUGUAAACGAGCAAUGAUGCGAACUGCUUCAGCCCAGCAGGUGAUUGUUGCUUUGGAAGUUUGUCUCUAGAGCGGACCCGCUGUUCUAGGCUCCACCAUGCAGCAGAAAUCAGAUCUGACGACGGCGGAGGAGACGUUUUACUCUCAAGCUGAGCUAAUCAUGCAGAUAGCGGUGGAGUCCGCCGUCUCGGUUCUACAGAGGUCGGAUAUACCGUUAACGCAAGCAGCUGGCGGCGGCAACAGCCAGACUCAGCUGACCGCCGUACUGGCUGUGAUGUCCAAAGAGGCUGUUCGUAAAAUCUGCAGUGUGUUCAGAGAGCUCUACAUGAGCGUGGCGAUGGAAAACAAAGCUCUGAAGGAGAAGGUCCGUCUUCUCGAGUGUGGAAAACCUCAGAACCCAAAAACCCAUGCAGCUUUGUGCAGCAGUGCUCCAUUUCCUGUCACCCUCACCAUACCGCCGCUCCAACAGCCAAUCACAAGCCAGAGCCGCCCGUCCAUUCAGGCGCUGCAGGGGAGAGAUGCUCCAGAUACAGUUAGCAUACAAGCUGAUGCAGUUUUAGAAAUCACUCAGUUCUGCAAAGAUGUGGAAAUAAAUCUGCCGUCACUUCCUGUGUCCAAUGAUCAACCAACCAGAGGGCCCCCAUCUGAAGGAAACCAGCCUGCUGCAAACUUAGAAGAGGAACACCUUCAGGGUUCAGAAGCAAAAGUGGAACCCAAAAGUCCGACCGUCCCCGAGAGUGAAGCAGCUUUGAGCGAGGAGGCGCAGAAGGAGGAGAAGAGGAGGAGGAAGAGGGAGCUGUACAAAGAGAAGAGGUUCUUCUGUGAGCUGUGCAGCCAAGGUUUCCAUCAGAGGUACCAGCUGCUGAAGCACAUGCCCCGCCACGGGAAGCCCUUCCCCUGCAGCUACUGUGAAAAAGGCUUCUAUGAGAAGCAGAGCCUUGACAGACACCAGCUUAGCCACCAGCUGAAGGAAGCGCAGGAGCGGGACCCGGACAAGCUGCUGAGCUGCGACCAGUGCAACCAGAAGUUUAAACUGCCGAGUCAGCUUCGGGUCCACAAAACCUUCCACAAACUGGAGAAGUGUCCUCUGAAGUGCCACGCCUGCGACCGCACCUUCACCUCCGCCGCUGCCCUCAGGUGUCACGAAGCGUCCCACGCCAAAGUGAAACCUUUCACUUGUGAUGUCUGCAAGAAGGGUUUCACCAGGAAGAAGAACCUCCGAGAGCACCAGACCAUCCACACGGGGGCUCGGCCGUACUCGUGCCAGAUCUGCAGCAAGAGGUUUUCAACUGCCGGAAACCUGCGCACCCACCGAAGGUCGCAUUCGGAGGAGCGGCCGUACAAAUGCGGCGAAUGCGACAAGGCCUUCAAGUGCAAGAUGGGGCUGCUGCAGCAUCGAGUGGUCCACACUGGAGAGAAACCCUACACCUGUCACUUAUGUGGUUUAAGCUUUGGAAUCAAAUACAACCUUCACAGACACCUGCACCUCCACAGCGGAGCUAAGCCCUUCAGGUGUGAUCAGUGUGGCGAGGGCUUCUCGGGUACCUGGGCUCUGAAGACCCACAUGCUGGUUCACGGUGUGGAGAAACCCUUCAUGUGCGACCUGUGUGGCAAAAUGUUUUUCUACAACUGCCAGCUGCAGAAACACCAGCAGCUGGUGCACGGUGCCGCAGACCGCCGGCAGUCUGGUGCAGAGGUGGGCCGGCGCAAAGCCACCGGAAUCAAACCCUUCAGCUGUAAAAUCUGUAUGAAGAGUUUCAGCAGCAGCAGCACACUCAGGUCGCACGAGAAGAGCCACACCCAGAACAAAGAGUUCACCUGCAGCACCUGUGGGAAGGCCUUUCACCUGCAGCGCCUGUUCCUGUACCACCAGCGCCAGCACACUGGUGACAGGCCGCACGUCUGCGCCGUCUGCGACAAAGGAUUCCUGCUGGCGUCGCAGCUCAAGCAGCACGAGCUGCUGCACACCGGGGUCAAACCUCACCGCUGCAGCCAGUGCAACAAAGAGUUCAGGACGCCACAAAACUACCACCGCCACCUGUUGGUCCACUCAGGAGAGAAGCCGUACCAGUGCACCGUGUGCAGCCGGAGGUUCCGGCAGUCCAACCAGCUCAAGUCCCACAUGCAGAUUCACACCGGCAUUAAGCUGUACUCCUGCCAGCGCUGCCAGCAGGGAUUCUCCGACUCUCGGCAGCUGAAGAAGCAUCGCUGCGGAGAAGACUCCCAAGACUCGAUCCAGUCUACCGUCGAGCAGAACAAACAGAGGGAUGUCUUAACCUGGACACCUGACUUCAGCAGCUAGAGACCGAAAAGCAAACCAGCUGGUUGUUGGUUUUCAACUAGAGCAGAUUAUCGUCCCAGCCAGCAUGGCUGAUUAUGUGUUUUUGGAGGAUUUGGCCGAGCGUGCACUCCAUGACUGCCCGGAUCUGAUUCCUGAAGGAGGUCCUUCUGGAGCUCUGCUGUUAUUUGGGACCCUUUAUGGACCCUUCUCUGCUCCCCAAUCAUACACGUGUUGCCAAGGUAACCAGACUGAAUGACAGCUCAGCACUCUCAUACAACAUGUCCAAAUAAAACUAACUCUAAACAGAAUAACUCCUUAAAUGUAAAUGACAACCUGUCUACAAUUGAUAAUAUUCAGUUGUAUGUGAAACCGCUUUGAUUCCUUCCUAACAUGGACCUGUUUUCUGUCCCUACCGCCUUCACACCCUCUGCAACGUGUGGUUCUCUUGCACUUUGGCAGCCAAAUCUAGCCGUCAGUAAAGAUGUUGUUUUGUUUUGUUUUCCAGGAGGAACGCAGGGAUUCCCCUCGUGAGCUGAGGAUUGACUUUAGCGCCGUGAGUUUUCCUACCAUCUAAAGGUUGAUGGUUCAGUUGGCAUCCCAUUCUGGAGAAACUGAGACUGUUUGUAUUAAGAUUUUUUUUAUUACAAAUUUAAAAAUAGAGAAGAUUGUGCCACUUUUGUUAAGCUAAUAAUGACGCUCCGUUUGCUGUACACCUGGUAACUAAUUUAUAGAAUAAAAAGAUUUCAGCAAGA
Messenger RNA from Nothobranchius furzeri (turquoise killifish), 3056 nucleotides. The record is from RefSeq and is a predicted model, not a curated record. Lineage: Eukaryota; Metazoa; Chordata; Actinopteri; Cyprinodontiformes; Nothobranchiidae.